CUUGUGAUAGCAUGAAGGAUGCUGUGACAGAGAUAAGAAAAAGAGAUUUUCCAAAUGCUGCUGAAAAUGAUAUUGUUGAUAUACAAAUUGGAAUUGACGGUUCAUGGCAGAAACGUGGUCAUUCAUCUCUAAAUGGUGUAUGCACUGCUGUUGCAAAAGCUAACCGUAAAGUUGUCGAUUACCAAGUAUUUUCAAAGUUUUGUCGUGGCUGUGCUUUGUGGCAAAGUAAGAGAAAUAAGAGCGGUUAUGGAAAGUUUUUGAAGACACAUGUUUGCGACCUUAACCACUUUAAAUCAUCAGGUGCCAUGGAAUCAGCAGGUGCUUUAUCAUUUUUUACGGAAUCAUUGGCAAAGUACAAUGUUCGCUAUUCUCAUUAUAUAGGAGAUGGAGAUACUGAAUCUUAUACAAAUGUUGUAAAGGCAAAGCCAUAUGGAGAAGAUCUUGUCCCAGUAAAAAUAGAGUGCGUCGGUCAUGUCCAAAAACGCCUAGGCACCCGGUUACGUCAAAUGCGAUGUGACUUAAAGGGUAAAAAGUUAGAAGAUGGGAAAAUUAUAUCAGGGAAAGGAAGGUUGACAGAUAAGAUCAUUAAUAAAAUGCAAAAUUUUUAUGGCAUGAGCAUUAGGCAAAAUACCUUAGAAGCAUGGAGUGGAGACCGUACUAUAGCCUUGUACAAUAUGAAAAAAUCUGUUUUGGCUGUAUUGUGGCAUUGCUCGAAUAUAAGCAACAGCGAAGAGAGACAUCAAUUUUGUCCACGUACAAAGGAAAGCUGGUGCAAGUAUUGGCAGAAUGACAAAAAUUAUAAACCAUCAAUUAAUUUGCCUCUUGCUAUUAAAAGUAUUCUUAAAGACACAUUCUUGGCACUACGGUCAGAUGAUUUGUUAUCAAGAUGCCUGGAUGGCGCAACACAAAAUCCAAAUGAGGCUUUCAACCAGAUAAUCUGGAAAAAGUGUCCAAAAAAUAUUUUUGUUACUAAAAAGCUCUUGCCUGGAAGUUUUAUGAUCCAAGGAUCGUGGAAGAAGGACGUAUCAAGAGUAAAGAACACGAUUAAAAAUUCAACUCCAAAGCAAAAAAGGGCUAGAAGGAAAAGGAGAUGUAUCAGGAAGGGUUAUAUUGAUAAGGAGAAAGAAAAAGAGGGAGUAGACUCUUAUAUUACAGGAAAUUUUUAAUUAAUAAAUUGUUUUUAAACUUUGAA
Molecule: messenger RNA, 1192 nt
Organism: Hydra vulgaris (swiftwater hydra)
Lineage: Eukaryota; Metazoa; Cnidaria; Hydrozoa; Anthoathecata; Hydridae
Source: RefSeq, a predicted model, not a curated record